Molecule: messenger RNA, 6360 nt
Organism: Mycosarcoma maydis (corn smut)
Lineage: Eukaryota; Fungi; Basidiomycota; Ustilaginomycetes; Ustilaginales
Exons: 1
Coding region: 1-6360 (2119 amino acids)
Biological process (GO): protein O-linked glycosylation
Molecular function (GO): protein binding; glycosyltransferase activity
Source: RefSeq, a predicted model, not a curated record
AUGCCCAAUCUGCCAUCCAGCUCGUUCUCCUCGGAGGCUUCCAGCACUGCUUCGUACCGCAGAGGCUCGGAGCAGCUACCGUCUGCCUACUUGGCUUCGCAGGCGGGGUUUCCUCCACGCAGAGCAUCCUUCGGCAAUGCCCCUCCUACAGGUAGCGCCAACAUGAUGCUCAGAGCUGCCUCGGCCAUGAUUGCACAGGCCAGCUCGGGAGCAGAAGGUCUUCACGCCGUCAGCUCGGCCCUUCUCAAUCAAGCCAAAGCGCAGGCAUCCGCCGUCAGCCACCCGUCUCAGGACGUCAACGCCCAUACUGCCAGCGCCACGCACUCCCAGUCCAUUCCUAUGGCUCGCAACGCCUCAGAUUCAGCCAGCUAUUCGGCUGCCAUCAGCGCUCAUAUCGCCUCUGCCCUCGAGAACCAGAUGACUAGUCCCAGACCACCACACUCCGCCUCGCUCCUCCCGCAUACCACCACUCCUAACAGCACAGCCAUCGAUCCGCUAAUUGCUUUGCCAGACUCUGACUCGAUCCAACCCGAGGUGCAGAUGGGACGCAUCGCUGCUCAAGCCGCUGCGCGCGAAGCUCAGACUCAAUGGCGAACCCAAUUGGCUUUGCGCAGAUCGUCUCUACAGCCACACUCGGCGACAGCAGCACAAGCGUCCAACACUGCCCCUCGCCCCUCCACCAGCUCCACUGCAGCGGCUGCCUCUACCUCUUCUGGUGAUACAGCCAACGUGCAUUCUCAAUCUCAACCAUCCGCCAACCCAGCAUCCCCAAAUCAACGCAGCAAUACACAGUCCACUCUCGACCCAGACACCGCCGACAUGUCUUUCACCGAGUAUCUUCGCUUUCUCGGCCUCAGCCACAUUCCCCUACCUUCAGAAGGCAUCGAGCUAUCCUUUGGCCCCGACAACUCUUCCAACUCUCGCUACUGGGAUGCCACAAAUCCUCACAUGGGCUUCAGCCUCUCGGGCGUUCCCAGCAUGCCAUUAAUGCCCAACCCGCCACUACAGAUGCUUCCUCCACCUGCCUCGCCUUCCUUCCGCAGAAAGCUGCCUCGCGCCCAUUCUUGGUUCCGCCAUCGUUCCAGUGCCUCGGCUAGCUCCUUCGAAUGUACAGACACGAGCAACGACUUUGAGCCCAACGUCAUGUCUCCCUUCCCCUACCCAUUUCAGGUGGUCCAAACACCUGGCGGCACUGCCAGAGCUGGUUGGUGGGUGCCUGUUUCCGAAGUGCCCCCAGAGAGGAGAGCCGAGGCAGUCAAGAUCGGUGAAGAGCCCGCUUCUUCGGCUGUGUUCGGAGUAGCAAGAGCGACAAAGCUUCAGUCGGUUCCUGAACAUGUCUCUGGAGCAGAGCGAGACGGCGGUGACCAAGAAGCUCAGCUCCUUUUCCAACCAAGUUACCGCGACUUUACCCAGGACGAGUAUUCGACUCUUGCCACUGCUGCCGCCUAUGCUACCGCAGCACUCACCAGCAUCGCGUCCACACCAGGUGGCACAUCUCAGUCCAGCUCGUGGAGACCGCUCACAGCAUCGGAGCAGGAAGCCAUCGCCAUUCAGCUCAGAGCCUGGGCAGGCCUCGAUGGUCCGCAUGCCCAAGCCCAAGCUCGAAAGGCGCUUGAGCAGCGCCAGAUGCAUCUCAUCCAACAAGCCAUCCGAAAAGAUCCGUCGACUCCAUACGCUGCCGAUCAGCAGCAAGUGGCUUCCCAAGACCACCUGAGCCAGCUACAUGGUCCUGCGGGAGCCGCUCGCUUCUUCCCCCCCGAUUUUGCAAGCCACUAUCGCACCCAGCUCAGAGCCCUUGCCGAAGGCUAUUACACCCGUCUUCAUAAUGAGAACCUCACCCAAGCACACUAUGCACAGUCCGCGGCUAAAGAUCCUGGCAUGGAUACUCCAGUCAUCCAUCACGACGCCACACCGACCUGUGACGCGCACAAGGCUCCGACAGGGGAAACGGUGCAGCCUCCGAGUCCUGAUAUCGCAGUAUUAAGUAGGACGCAGCCUCCGGUCCACACCCCGACUCUACGUCCAGGUGCAUGCGAUCCUGUCGAGCUCUUGAGUGCCGCCUCAAAUGCUGCUGGACAGGAGUCGUCCUCCCCUGAAGUACGCGACCAACUGCUCCAGUAUGCCCACACCUUGUACACGCAGGGAAACCCGCAGGCUGAUUCCUCGGCCAAAGGCACUGACAAGUUGCACCCGACGCUCCUGCCACUCUUGCACACCCUUCACAAGCUUCAUCCAACCCACUUGCCUAUCCUGCUGCUGCUUUCAUGUGCCUACUACGCCGCCAGCAAUUAUGCGGGCUCGCUCUGGUACAACAACCAGAUCCUCCGCAUCGACCCUAACUAUGUCGAGAGCAUGAGCAACAUCGGCACCACGCUACGCGCUUUGGGUCGAUACAAAGAAGCCGAGAGCUGGUGGUGGAGGGCAAUUCGACUCCGGCCUGGCUAUUGGGAUGCCUAUGAGAAUCUCUUGGGCGUCAUGUGUUCCGUCAAUGCCCCAACAGCAGUAGCAAACAAGUCGGACCCCGAACAUGGCCCAGGCGAGGCUCCUCCUUCGCAACCAAGAUUCCAAGAAGCGCUUCAGCUCUGCGAGUUUGUCGAAGCCCAUGUCGUAGGUCAGCAAGACGUGUCAGGCAUGUCGAUGAUGCCCUUGUACCUCCCUCCGAAUCUUCCUCUGACACAAACGCCGAGGCUUCAAAACCUCUUCUACGCCAAGGGCAAUCUCAAAUUCGUGCUGCCAGAGUUUGGCUCCGUGCCCGCUGCUGCAGAGUACCAGAAGGCUGUUGAGGUGGUGCUCUCCACGGACGCGUCGAGCCGCUAUAGCCUUCGUGAUCUGGUAGUUGCAACUUGCGCCGUGGGUUUGCUCUCAAUGGGUGCCAUGCUUCCUGAAACUGCCGCUGCUGCUGCCGCUGUCGAGGUUGCAUUGGCGCUGGGAAUCAACCCUACCAAUCCAGAGCACGCCGUGAUUCUAGCCAGUGGAUCCUUCAGCCGCUUCUGUCAAGGAGGCGUGCUCGCGCUUGUCCAGCUUUCCGGUGACGUGGUGGUGCAAACGCUGCUUCGUCUGGGCAAUGGGCAGCUGCCGAUGUUGUUGCUCCUACCAGAAGCCGCUACUCAGCUGUGCAAAGUUGUCUUUGCAGAGACCGCCGGCAACUUGCCUGCACUCUCGCGGCCAUCGCAGUCGCAGAUCGCCAAGCCGCAGAACCUGGCGACACUGCAGCAGGUGCAAAAGCAAGCGGCGCAGACCACGUCAACAAUCCUAUUGACUCUCGCCAAGCUGUUUCAGGACGCUAUAGCAAGCCCAAUGGCGGGUCCACAUGGCUCUUUGACGCUCGGCGGUAUUCCGCCCUCGAUCUCGUUGCUGCUUCCGCUGUACUACCUGUCGAUCUCGAUGCAUGCAUCCGCCUCGACUUGCAACAAUCUAGGAAUUUUGCUAUCCUCGAUUCCUGUCGUGACCACGGUCAUCAACGCGGCAGGCCAGCCUCAACAGUUGAAUGGACAGGCUCUCGCCAUGCAGUACUACACACAGGGUCUUCAGCUGGAUCCUAGACAUCCUCACAUCUAUACCAACUUGGGCUCGCUCCUAAAGGACCUCGGUCACCUGAACGAAGCCAUCAAGAUGUACCAGAAGGCGGUGGAAUGCAAUCCUAACUUUGACGUGGCCCUUGCCAACCUGGGCAACGCGAUCAAGGACCAGGGCCGCACGCAAGACUCGGUGGUCUACUACCGACGAGCUGUCCAAGUGAACCCACACUUCCCCGAAGCACUGUGUGGGCUUGUCAAUGCAUUGCUUGCGGUAUGUGACUGGAGCGAGGUGUACACGGACAGACGCGACGCAGAAGAGCCCAAACAGAAAAGCGACGAGCGCGGAGAGACUCGGGCAUCAGCCAGCACGUCUGGUUGGAUGGACAAAGUUUCCGAGCUGGUGUCUAAGCAAUUGAGCGAGGGCUAUCGAUACGGUGCAGGUGCUUUUCAGACUGCUGCUUCACUUGCAGACUGGGUUCGAGCUAUCAUCGAGGCGAUCGGAGACACUCGCACGGAUGCUCCACAGAUUUGGACGCGGCGUUUGCAGCCGUUCUACCAGCCUGGCUUUGACAGGGUUGCCAACCAGGUCUGCGAAGGUGGCUAUUUGAUCCAGCUGGUCGAGAGGAUGAUUCGCCAAUCGCAGCGCCGAUGGUACGUGGAUGUAUACGGUGCAGAUACGCUGCAGACAAGCACCGAGCUUCCUAGGGUCACAGCGGCAGCAGCGGCAGCAGCAAGCAACAGCUCGAGAUACGCACGCCCCAAAUUACCCUCGUGCCUGGUCACUCCGGCUGUACCGACUGUGCUGCCGUUCCACACAUUCACUUAUCCUCUCUCUGCACGUCAGAUCCGGCUGAUCUGUCAUCGCAACGCACUCAGGAUCUCGCAUACCACGCUGACGCAGAUGUGGAUGCCCGAUGUGGUGUACCCGCCACCGUCCCCACCUUCGCCCAAGAUCAACAUUGGCUACAUAUCGUCCGACUUUAACAACCAUCCGCUUGCGCAUUUGAUGCAGUCCGUAUUCGGCUUGCACGAUCGGUCGCUUUUCAAUGUGUUUCUCUACGCUACGACGCCGUCUGAUGCCAGUCCGUACCGGCAGAAGAUCGAACGAGAGGCGCAGCACUUUUUGGAUGUGUCGGCGUGGUCGAAUCAGCAGGUAGUGGAGCGCAUUGUGAUGGACAAUAUCCAUGUGCUCGUGAACCUCAACGGUUACACCAAGGGUGCACGCAACGAGAUCUUUGCGGCUAGACCGUGUGCUGUGCAGGUGGAAUUCAUGGGAUUUGCGGGCUGCAUGGCGUCGCGCUGGACCGACUGGGUGGUAGCCGAUCCCAUUGUUUGUCCUCCCGAGAUGACGAGCGUCGACCGGUGGCGCCAACAAAGCGAAUUGGCGGCCAAAUCAGGCUCGGUGCUCCAACAGCGCGCCACGGAUCUGUUGGCUGACCUGGACCCUGAAGACGGCUCGGAAGAUUGGGUGUAUCCGGAACGAUUCAUUUACAUGCCGCAUUCGUACUUUGUCAACGACCAUAAGCAGGGGUUCCGUGAAAACGUGGCUGUGGCGGGGACCGUGGACGCGCCCGGGGUAGUCAGCCAAGGCGCACAGCGUUCAUCAGACUCGGCAAGGGAAUCGACAUGUUCGAGCAGCGACGAGCAGUUGUGGGCGAGCGAAGAGGAGAAGCGGUACGCGAUGCGACGCGAGUUGUUCCCCAACUUGCCGGACGACUAUGUGAUAUUUGCCGACUUCAACCAGCUGUACAAAUGCGAUCCGAUGCUGUUCAGGCUAUGGCUGCGCAUUCUGGAGCGGGUGCCUAAAUCGAUAUUGUGGCUCCUGCGAUUUCCGGCAGCUGGCGAGGAGCAUCUUAUGCACGAAGCGAGGCGGUACGCAGGCGACCGGGUCGCCUGUCGUGUAAUCUUUACGGAUGUUGCACCGAAGCAUAUCCAUAUCCAUCGCGGUCGGAUUGCAGAUCUGUUUCUGGACACGAUCGAGUGCAAUGCACAUACGACUGCGGCCGACAUUCUGUGGUCGGCGACGCCCAUGCUGACGUGGCCACGCCAUGUGCACAAGAUGUGUUCUCGCGUUGCAGCGUCGAUUGUGCAUGCGACUGGCUUUGGCGACGAGAUGACAGUGCACAGCGAGAAGGAGUAUGAAGAUCGAGCGGUGGAGCUUGCCGAGUCGAUCUCGUAUGUGUACUACGACGACAAGGGGCGCGAGGUGGUCGGACGGGUGGACCACAACAGGGUCAGGUUCGCAAGCGAGCUCGAGGCGGAUGCGAACAGUGCAGCAGCGCAAGCGCACAGUAGCGGUGCAUCUACGCGACCAACUGGCGAGGCUGAAGCCAACAGCGGAGAGACGUGGACCAAGUCUGCGGACGAGGAGUGCCAGGGUCAGGGAGAGCAACAAGCACGGGUGCAGGUGGCAAGUCGAGUGAAACGUGUACGAAGCGCGAACUGUGAAGACGACUCGGCAAGCGCGCAGACACGAAGCGGGAUGUCUAGUGGAGCUCAUGUUGACGCGAAACAGACGCGUGUGGCUGGAGCGUGCAAGUGGCGGAGCACCAUCCGGCUUGCAGCGAGUGCUGAGUACGCCGGAGCCACUACGCGGCGUCUCAAGGUAUCAGAAGCGAGCCUGGCUAGUCUGCGCAAACGGCUGUUGGUUACGCGCCAACACUCUGCGCUCUUCGACACGGCGCAGUGGACGCGCGAUCUGGAAAAGGGCUUCGUCGAGGCUUGGACAAGGUGGGUGUACGCCAUCGAUUACGAAGACUCGCCGCAGAUGCAUGGCUUGCAGCAUCCUCAUUCCGCCCACCGCCUGCGACGCUCAGGUCAUAUAUGGGUCAACCAGCUCUGA